Molecule: messenger RNA, 770 nt
Organism: Zingiber officinale
Lineage: Eukaryota; Viridiplantae; Streptophyta; Magnoliopsida; Zingiberales; Zingiberaceae
Product: protein PYRICULARIA ORYZAE RESISTANCE 21-like
Exons: 4
Coding region: 150-770 (206 amino acids)
Biological process (GO): regulation of defense response to fungus
Molecular function (GO): metal ion binding
Source: RefSeq, a predicted model, not a curated record
GGGGGCGCCCGAAACCACUGCCUGAUUGCCCUCCAAUUCCCACUUGUGGCCUUUGGGUGGAAGGAUCCGUCUUUAUAGCAACCUUCCUUCCACCUGUCUUCUUCGCUGCCUGGCUGCCUUCGGUGCAAGGAUUUCAUCACGCUCGAGCAAUGGCAGGGAAGAACACUACGUUGAUUUUGAAAGUUGAUCUGGAAUGCUGCCGCUGCGACAAGAAGAUAAGGAAGAUUUUGUGCAGGCUUCAAGAUGAAGUGCACAUCACGGCGAUCGCCUUCGACGAGAAGAGCGGGACGGUGACGGUCUCCGGCGUGUUUGACGCCGAGAGGGUCUCGAGGAAGCUCAAGUGCAGGGCCAGGAAAGUGAUCAAGAACAUUGAGGAGAAGAAACCAGAGGAGAAGAAGAAACCAGAGGAGAAGAAACCAGAGGAGAAGAAGAAAGAAGAGAAGAAACCAGAAGAGAAUAAGAAAGAAGAGAAGAAACCAGAGGAGAAGAAGAAAGAAGAGAAGAAACAGAGAAUUAAGUUUGAUCCGGUGAUGAUGACGCCGUACCCGUACUUCUGGACGGCGCCGGGGCCGAUGUGCUGCCACCGGCCGUACCUGGAGAGCUACCACGGCGGGUGCAGGUGCUGCUCCUGCGGAAGGAUGACGGAGGCGGAGCCGCCGGCGAUGGCCUACCCGCCGGCGCCGGUUCCCUGCUACUACCCUGUGACUUACCAGCAGCUGUGCCAAUUCUCCUGUGAAGACGACCCUGCAACUUCUUGCUCCAUCAUGUAA